Messenger RNA from Antechinus flavipes (yellow-footed antechinus), 1328 nucleotides. RefSeq lists its product as uncharacterized. The record is from RefSeq and is a predicted model, not a curated record. The transcript is spliced from 2 exons. Lineage: Eukaryota; Metazoa; Chordata; Mammalia; Dasyuromorphia; Dasyuridae. Bases 500 to 1255 code for a protein of 251 amino acids.
AUCCAAUGGGGGGUGGUCGGUCAGAGAGCAAGCAGAGACCCCCGGGGCGGCCGUUCGGGCUCGGCAAACAAAAGCCCAUCCAGAAACGAGGGGAGGCCCGGGGAAGUGAGCACAGCGGGGGCACCCGUGGCAAGGUCCCUGCGGGGCUGAGCCUGACCGGCUGGAGCCUGGGCGGCCCCGCCUUCGCUGCCUUUGACUCCAUGCCCUCGGCUAGGCCGGGGCUCUGCGGAACGCUUUUGUUAAAUCUGUUCCACCAGAGACUGAAAAGGGGGGGAGGGAGACCCCCCAUUGUCUUCCUAUCUCUCGGGGCGCGGCCACGUGCCCAAUGGUCAGCGCCAGAUCAGGGCCCAAGGGGAAAUUAAAAGGGCCGCUUCCUCUGGGGCCGAGGCUGAUGGCCGCAGGUGGGGGCGGGGGGCCCUUUUAACAUUCUGGGAAACUGAGGUCGGGGGGCAGGAACGAGAGGAAGCGCGAAACGCUCUGAAAGAAAACGGGCCAAUGGAUGGGGGCUGGGGCGGUGUCGGGGGUAGGGACCGCAUCCCAGAGACCGAAUGGAACGGUAGUAACGGCACGCUGGCCGAGGCCCCGCCCCCACCCGCCAGCUGCGAGGAUAGGCUGGGUCUGGGCCUAUGACCUCUCCGAGGGGGCGGAGGAGAGGGACGCCGGCGCAGAAGAAGCGGCGGGCGCCUGCGCAGAGCGGCCGGGAGACAAGCCGGUGGGGGGAAGGGACGGUGACGGGGAGCCGGGGGACACUCGGGCUGAGAGACCGAGAGACAGAGAGGAGGAUGAGGGAAAGGCCCGGCGCAGGCCGAAGCCGGACCCGAAUCCCGAGCGGCUCGACCUCCCUGACGUACCCGCCACCUCCCGACGGCCAGCCUACUCCCCUUCCAUCCCAACGGCCGCUCCCUCGGCCCCCACGUUCAGACGUUCCUCUGGGAGUGGACGGCUGUCUGAGAAUCCCACAGGUCAUCUGCUAACCACCAGGCCAGCCCCAUCACACUGCUGCCCCAUCGGACUGCUGCCCCGUCGCUCUGCUGCCCCGUCGCUCUGCUGCCCCGUCGGUCUGCUGCCCCAUCGGUCUGCUGCCUCGUGGGACUGCUGCCCCAGGAUUCACCUGCUGCUGCAGGGGGCAGGGAUCACAGGAGGCUCGGCCAAUAGACAAUCCUGCGUCCCUGAAAAAUCCAGCGAGACAAAGGGCUGCUGGGAUGAACUUCUGGAGCGUCAGGAGGAAAGCGCCCGGCUCUGUCGCUCUAAUUAGAAGCAAGCUGGGCCAAAGGCAGUUUCUGGCUGAGUAACUGACUGGCCCGAAGCAUCCAUGUCUCUCUGGGUUA